Malaya genurostris is the source of this 1079-nucleotide messenger RNA. Its product is annotated as inositol monophosphatase 1-like. The coding region runs from base 142 to 966 and encodes 274 amino acids. Gene Ontology annotation, molecular function: inositol monophosphate 1-phosphatase activity. The transcript is spliced from 5 exons. The record is from RefSeq and is a predicted model, not a curated record. NCBI's taxonomy places the organism in Eukaryota, Metazoa, Arthropoda, Insecta, Diptera, Culicidae. Gene Ontology annotation, biological process: signal transduction; inositol metabolic process; phosphatidylinositol phosphate biosynthetic process.
GUAAGUGUGUGGUGUGUUUUACAUUAUUAAAGUGCGAACAGCUGAGAGAAGUUGUAAAUUACAGUGCCAAAAAUAUUUAUUGGAUAAACUGAUAUUUGCUUAUCACUUAAAACAAAAACUAAUCAUUUGUUUGUAGUUAUCAUGACUCUCAAUUUGGACGAAUGUUACGACCAUGUGAUGGCCCUAGUCGAGGAAGCUGGCAAGAUUAUCGCUGCCCGAAACUACGGCAAGAAAAAUGUGGUGGAAAAAUCUAGUAAUAUCGAUUUAUUGACUGAAACCGAUCAACAAGUUGAACGAUUACUGAUGGAUGGAAUCACUGCGAAAUAUUCCGAUCAUAAGUUUAUCGGAGAAGAAGAAACCAGUGCAGGUAAACAGGCAGAACUAACAAGUGCACCAACAUGGAUAAUUGAUCCCGUCGAUGGGACAAUGAAUUUUGUCCAUAGUUUCCCACAUUCUUGUAUUUCUAUUGCCCUGUUAGUGGACAAGGUAGCAGAAAUAGCCAUUAUCCAUAACCCAGUUCUGAAUCAAAAAUUCACCGCACGCCGGGGGAAAGGAGCAUUCUUGAAUGGGAAUCAGAUCCGAGUUUCGGGUGAAUCACGUUUGGAAUAUGCGCUGGCUACAACUGAGUUCGGUACUAGCCGAGAUGAGGAAAAAACUUCUGUAGUUUUGGAAAACAUCGGAAAGCUCAUACGAGUUGUGCAUGGUAUGCGAAGCUUAGGAUCUGCAGCAUUGAACAUAGCGAUGGUUGCACUGGGAGGUGCUGAUUUUAACUAUGAGUUCGGAAUCCAUGCCUGGGACAUAGCGGCUGGUGAUUUGAUCGUGCGGGAGGCUGGAGGUGUUUGCGUGGAUCCUUCCGGUGGUCCGUUGGAUCUUAUGUCCAGAAGAUUUUUGUGCGCCAGCACACAAGAGCUUGCUGAUAAAAUUAUUCCUUUGUUGACCCAGUACUAUCCUCAGCCGAGAGAUUAGAUAAUCACUAGUGGUGUGAUUAAUCAAAUAUCGAUGAACGAGUCUCAAUGGUAUCGUUUUAAUGAAAUUGUAUAAACGUAAAAAAUUGAAAUAUAUUAUGUUGUUAUUGUCGA